CUCCACAGUCCACACACACAGAUUAACAGAAACCAAAAGUCCAAUAAAAACCAGCAUCAUUGUAUCACAAACACAGGCCCAAAAAAUUGGAUCAUAACCUGAACACUCGAUGAUCCCAACGGUCAAAAAAAUUUGACACCUCAGAAUUCAAAAAUCCAACAAAUCCCAUAUAAAUAAAUUUGCAACGGUCAUUUUUCUCAAUUGUAAUAACAUUUUCUGCAUUCACUAAAAAAACUCAGAAAGUUUCAAGAUCCUAGAAAGAGAAAGCUUCAAAAAAAUGGAGGAUCCUAAAAAGUUUCUUUCUCCAUCAUCACCCAAUUUCUCUCCUUCAGAAAACAAUGAAAAUUUGAGUGAAUUCAAACGAAAUUCAGAGCAAAGAAACAAGAAAUUAUUCAUGGAACCCACAAUUUCUACUGCUUCAAAGAAUAUGACUCCCAACAAGAAGAAGAUCUUAGCAGAGUGGAAACCGCCAAAAAAGGGUACAAUUCAUGAUUCUAAUCCUAGAAAAUCUGUUUCAAAAUCAUUUUCUGAAGAUGAAGAUGAAUCUUUAGUUCCUGAUUCUUCUGCUAAUUCUACUACUACAUUGCCAUAUGAUCCCCUCACCAAUUAUCUCUCUCCUCGGCCUAAAUUCCUCCGGUAUAACCCGAAUCGAAAGCGAAAAAUUGUGUUUCGGAAAGAACUCGAAAGCAGUAGCAGUAGCAGUAGCAGCAGCAGUAGUAGUACUGUUAUUGUUAGCCCCAAAAGAAAUUCUCUUGAUUCUGAGAGUUCUUGUAAUGUGGUUGAAACUGAGGAAAUUCUUGAUCAAGAAAUGGAGGAAGAAGUUGAAGAAAAAGAAAUGGGGUGGAAAUGGGCGUUAUUCAAUUGGGUUUUUGUGAUUUCUGGGUUAAUUUUCAGUAUCAUGUAUAUAUCUUCAAUGAAUAAUUCUGCUGCAAUUUACUCAGAAAAAAUUGAAUUUCAAGAGUUUGGGAAUUUAACUUCUGGGACUGUUGCAUUGAGGGAUUUAAGGAGUAUUAAUUCUGGUGGGUAUUGGGUGUCUGAAUUUGAUGCUGAAUCAGAAAUUUCAGGGGAUAUUUUGGGAAGAUUUGAGGAAAAUCAAGUACCCUUUAAACCCGAAGAGGAAAAUUUGAAUGUUGAGUUCAAUUCUGAGAUUGAUUAUUCAGAAAAAAUUGGGGUUUUUGAGGGUUUUCAUCAAAAUAUCAAGGAUUUUGAUGGUGUUUCGACUGAGAAAAAUGAAGAAAACGAACCCUUUAAACCUGAAGAGGAAAAUUUGGAUGUUGAGUUCACUUCUGAGUUUGAUAAUUCAGAAAAUUUUAGGGCUUUGAGAAGUUUUCCAAAAGUCAAGGAUUUUGUUGGUGUUUUUCCUGAGAAAAAUGUGGAAAAUGAAGACCACAAUGUUGCUCAAUCUAAAAAUGAAGUGGAAAAUCUGGUUUCUGAUGCAUCAAUUGUUGCUGUUCCUGAACCCAAAUUGGUUGAUUUGGAAGAGAAAAUUCAUGAUUUAGCAGAAAAGAAGGUAGAAAUUGUUGAUGAUAAUCAUGAAAUUGUUGAUGAUCAGAAUGAAAUGAAAAUCACCCAAAUGAAAUUCAUUUGGACGGUUGGAUUAGCUUGGUUGGUUGUGGUGGGUUUGACAGUGUUGGUGUGUUUUCGCAAGAAGAGUAAGAAGGCUUUUACUAAGGCUACUGCUUCAUAUAGGAUAAGAAAAUCUUCGGCUGUAAAUGAAGGAGAGAUCAUUUUUAGACCAGAAAGUCAGAUAAAUAAUUAUUUGACAGUUGGUGUUGAUGAGUCUAGGGUGGAGAGGAAGAAGAGUCCACCACCUAGAAGGAUUCCGGAGGUGAAGCAGCUCGGCGAAGUCGAAUUCGAAGGAGGAUUCAGUAGUAGGAUGCAGAAGAGGGAGGAAAGUGUGUUUGCUGUGACUGAUGAAAGAAGGCCAAAGAAGAGUAAGGUGUCUAGUUCUGCUUCAGAAUCUGCUAAGCAAGAGGUAAUGGAUGUCAAAGAGGAAGGGACAGGAACAGCAUUAAGGCGAUCCCAACGACUCCGGGCGGCUAAAGGAAUUGCGUCUCCAUGAAGCUGUAAACAACAUUUUGGUGGCUAUGUCCAACCUUAAGCAUAACCAGAAGCAGCAUAUUUCAGUGUUUUCCUGCUGAAAUUAACUAUAGAUGGUCUAAAUUCUCAACAUUUGCAAUUAGGACUUGUUCUUUUUAGACAGUUGGAAUCUGUACUAGAUUAUGAUCAUAUCUGAUAUACUUUUAUGUAGUAAAAGUGGAAUAAUUUUAGGACUAUUUUACAUUAUUCUUCUAUGAUAGUGACUAACCAAUGUCUGCCUUUUUUUUUAGAAAAAAAAAAAAAAUUGUGCAUUGGCCUAAUAAUCUUAUCCUUGUGUUUUUUUUUUAUUACGUAUAACUUUUUUUUUUUCCCAAUCUUUUGGACCACAUCAAAAGUUGCUUUAAAAUUGGCUUUUUGUUGUAGAUAAUGUUAAUGUCAACGGUGGUGCAAAUUUCACUGAUAAAAACUGUUAAGAAGAGUUGGGAUGAAUUGGAAUCCAUUUUCCAAAAAAAGAAGAAGAAGAAGAAAGGUAGCCUUUAAU
Molecule: messenger RNA, 2581 nt
Organism: Chenopodium quinoa (quinoa)
Lineage: Eukaryota; Viridiplantae; Streptophyta; Magnoliopsida; Caryophyllales; Amaranthaceae
Exons: 3
Coding region: 278-2062 (594 amino acids)
Source: RefSeq, a predicted model, not a curated record